Molecule: messenger RNA, 2195 nt
Organism: Schizosaccharomyces octosporus yFS286
Lineage: Eukaryota; Fungi; Ascomycota; Schizosaccharomycetes; Schizosaccharomycetales; Schizosaccharomycetaceae
Product: NAD/NADH kinase
Exons: 1
Coding region: 413-1969 (518 amino acids)
Biological process (GO): NADP+ biosynthetic process; NAD+ metabolic process
Molecular function (GO): NAD+ kinase activity
Source: RefSeq, a predicted model, not a curated record
GACAUCUGUCAUUAGUCGCUUCAGUUACCGGGUGACCUUUUUCUUACCCACCAUUUUAACAAUGUUCAGUUUCCGAUAACAUUACUAAUUACAGAAGGAAUUUAUAAAGCGAAACAUAGAAGAUUAGCAUUUAUAAUUAAGCCCACUCUUAUAAAGGAACAAUCGGUGAAUACGCGACAUAGUUUCUUUUGAGUUACAUGUACUGCGAUACGUUUGUAUAUCGACACUCUAUUCAGUAAUCUUACUUCAGAGAUAUUAAAAAACAGCUUGUUCAAUCGCAUUAUCUUCUUGAUCCUACAAACCCGUAAACUGGCUGAACAUUGACUACCCUUUUAAAAGAAUCCAAGCCAGACAAGAAUCACGAGAAUUGUACUUUUAUUAUUAUUAUUAAUUUUAAAAGGAAUUGAUCCUAAUGGAUCCCAAUAACCCUUUCUCGAAGUCUGACAUAUAUAGCAGUGAUCAAAAAGAACAGAAUGGCGCUAUUAGUUCUUUCGAUACCGAACUACCAGAGACCUUUCGGAAUAUGUCAAAGAGCUUUAGCAACCUGUCAAUGUCAAAUAUCGGCCAUGAUUCAUCGACGGAUUAUAUGAGGAGUCCUUCUACUGUUCGUUCUUCGAAAAUACGCUGGGCAAGGAAAAACCCCAGAUUUGAUCCCGAUCAUAGAAAGCGUCAACAUGAUCGGGUAAAGCAUAGCUCUUCGAACAAUUGCAAGCUUCAUCUUUCAUUGCAAAACCACGCUGCGGCUCAAUUACGAUCUGAUUCUUUAUUAUUACAAGCAAGUGAUAAAAGGGAUCUAACGAGCCUAGUUACCAGAGUUAAAGAAUUAGCAGCAAAACUCAGUGCUGCAAGGUUAACUUUUCGCUUUCGUAGAGUUUUGCUUAUUUCAAGCGAUGGAUCAAGUUCUGUGAAUGCUGCUGUUCAAGUAACGCAAUGGCUUCUGGAUAAUUUUGUCGAAUCCUCUGCUCAGCAGGAUUUUGGAAGCAGUAGUAUGGAUUCUCAAUCUCGGAUGACAUCUUCUGACUCCAAUGAUCAUUCAGGAAGUCCUCCGCCUCUGGAGAAGAAUUUUAGUCCAAAAAGCCCCAAGAGUCAAUUUUUUAUUUAUUUGGAAGAAAAAUUAUCCUUACUUCCAGAAUUUGAUAGCUUUACUCCUAAGGAAAAUGUUCGACUUUGGUCAGCUGAACUUUGUACUCAACAACCCAACGUUUUUGACUGUGUGAUUACCAUAGGUGAUGAUAGCACUGCUUUACGUGCUAGCUGGCUAUUUCAAGAUGUUGUUCCUCCUGUGAUUUCAUAUAGUAUUGCGAAUCCUGGCUUUCUUAGUGUUCUUCCUAUCAACAAUUAUCAAGAAACGUUGGAUGUAAUUUUUAGAAAAGGGUUUACUGUCAAUCUUAGAAUGAGGUUUCAAUGUUCGAUCAUGCGUUACGUUGGUGAGAAGAAAACACAUAUAUGUGAAGGCCAGUUUUCAGUGUUAAACGAACUCCUGAUUGAUAGAGGUCCAAAUCCUUUCAUGAUAAUGCUAGAUUUGUAUGUUGAUAAUGUUUAUAUAACAUGUCUCCAGUCAGACGGUGUCUGCGUAUCUACUCCCACUGGUUCAACUGCAUACUCUGUAGCAGCGGGAGGUUCAUUAUGCCAUCCAGCAAUCCCGGCGAUUUUGAUUAGUGCAAUUUGCCCGCAUAGUCUUUCUUUCCGACCUAUUAUAUUACCCGACAGUAUUACCUUGAGAAUUGUCGUACCUUUGGAUGCACGGAGCAAUGCUUGGUGUGCAUUUGACGGUCACCAUCGUGUCGAACUUGGUUUGGGUGAUUAUAUUUCCGUUUCUGCAUCUCCUUUCCCUUUCCCUUCUUUCAACCGUUCUGAGCAUUCUGUCGAUUGGUUUGAUGUUUUACGACACACGCUCAACUGGAAUGACCGCAAAAAUCGUCAGAGAGCCCACCACUCUAGAGAAUUUGGUUUGGGGUUAAGUGAAUAAUUAAGUAAGCAAUCUUUUUUGAGGACUUCAAUGGGACAUCUCCUUUCAUUGAUAUUUUAGUCCAUGUUUUUUAUGUAUAUUAUAUUUAGUUUAUGUCUAAACAAUGUCAAAUAAACCGCUAUUUCAUGGUCAUCUUGUCUUACGUCGUGGCUUAAUAUAUGUACUUUGGUACUAAUGUGAUUGUAAUGUAUCAAUAAACAUGGCUUAAAAUUUUUAAAUUGAUUCG